Messenger RNA from Fulmarus glacialis (Northern fulmar), 2094 nucleotides. RefSeq names its product exocyst complex component 6 (gene EXOC6). Gene Ontology annotation, cellular component: membrane; exocyst. The annotation marks the transcript as partial. The transcript has 20 exons. Gene Ontology annotation, biological process: intracellular protein transport; exocytosis; Golgi to plasma membrane transport. NCBI's taxonomy places the organism in Eukaryota, Metazoa, Chordata, Aves, Procellariiformes, Procellariidae. The record is from RefSeq and is a predicted model, not a curated record.
GUAUAUGAUGACCAACCAAAUGCACAUCAGAGGUUUAUGGAAAAAUUAGAUGCCUGCAUACGUAACCACGACAGGGAGAUAGAAAAGAUGUGCAAUUUUCACCAUCAGGGCUUUGUGGAUGCUAUUACAGAACUUCUUAAAGUUAGGGCUGAUGCAGAAAAAUUAAAGGUCCAAGUUACUGAUACCAACCGAAGGCUUCAGGAUGCUGGGAAAGAGGUGAUAGCCCAAACAGAGGAAAUCAUCCGAUGUAGAGUUCAGCAACAGAAUAUCACAACAGUUGUGGAAAAACUACAGUUGUGUCUUCCAGUGCUGGAAAUGUACAGCAAACUAAAAGAACAGAUGAACGUAAAAAGGUACUAUUCUGCUUUAAAAACAAUGGAACAGCUAGAAAAUCUGUAUCUUCCUAGAGUUAGCCAAUACCGUUUUUGCCAGAUAAUGAUAGAAAAUCUUCCAAAACUGCGUGAAGAAAUAAAAGAAAUAUCCAUGUCAGAUCUCAAGGAUUUCUUAGAGAGCAUUCGAAAGCAUUCUGACAGAAUUGGGGAAACUGCCAUGAAGCAGGCACAGCAGCAGAAAUCCUUUAGUACUGCUCUUCAGAAGCAGAAUAAUGUAAACUAUGGUCGGAAUAUGCAUUUAAGUAGAAACAGAGUUCUGGAGUCCAAGAAUGAAGUUACGUUGAAGCGAACGUUUGAAGAUGAUGAUGAACAUGAAGAAGAGGUUUUAACUGCUCAAGAUCUUGUAGACUUUUCUCCAGUCUAUAGGUGUUUGCACAUCUACUCAGUUUUGGGUGAUGGAGAAAUAUUUGAAAAUUACUACAGAAAACAAAGAAGGAAACAAGCAAGAUUAGUUCUGCAGCCGCAGUCAAGCAUGCAUGAAACAGUAGAAGGCUAUAGAAGAUACUUCAGUCAAAUUGUAGGUUUCUUUGUAGUAGAAGACCACAUUUUACAUGUAACCCAAGGAUUGGUAACUAGAACAUAUACCGAUGAACUCUGGAACAUGGCCCUUUCCAAGAUCAUUGCUGUUCUUAGAACACAUUCAUCAUACUGCAGUGAUCCUGACCUUGUUCUGGAACUGAAGAAUCUCAUUGUAGUAUUUGCUGAUACUUUGCAGGGCUAUGGUUUUCCUGUGAACCGACUAUUUGAUCUUUUAUUUGAGAUAAGAGACCAGUACAAUGAAACACUACUUAAAAAGUGGUCUGGACUGUUCAGGGAUAUUUUUGAAGCAGACAACUACAGCCCUAUUCCUGUAGCAAAUGAAGAGGAAUACAAAAUAGUUAUAAGCAAAUUUCCUUUUCAAGAUCCAGAACUUGAUAAGCAAUCUUUUCCAAAGAAGCUUCCAAUGUCUCAGUCAGUGCCUCAGAUUUAUAUCCAGGUUAAGGAAUUUAUUUAUGCAAGCCUUAAGUUUUCAGAGUCACUUCACCGCAGCUCAACAGAAAUAGAUGAUAUGCUCAGAAAAUCUACAAAUUUGCUGCUUACAAGAACUCUAAGUAGUUGCUUACAGAACCUAAUUAAAAAACCUCAUAUAGGUUUAACCGAGCUUGUUCAAAUCAUCAUAAACACAACACACCUGGAACAAGCCUGUAAAUACCUUGAGGAUUUUAUAUCUAACAUUACAAAUAUUUCACAAGUGACUGUUCACACUGCAAGACUUUAUGGACUUUCUACAUUUAAGGAUGCAAGGCAUGCUGCAGAAGGAGAAAUAUACACAAAACUUAACCAAAAAAUAGAUGAAUUUAUUCAGAUUGCUGAUUAUGAUUGGACAAUGUCUGAAUCGGAUGGAAGAGCCAGUGGAUACUUAAUGGACCUUAUUAACUUUUUAAGAAGCACGUUUCAAGUUUUUACUCAUUUACCUAAUAACAACAAUGACCAUGCAGCUAUGUCGGGAAAAGUGGCCCAGACAGCUUGCAUGUCAGCCUGCCAGCAUCUUUCAACGUCCCUAAUGCAGAUGCUACUGGACAAUGAAUUAAAGCAAAUAAGCAUGGGAGCAAUUCAGCAGUUUAAUUUAGAUGUGAUACAGUGUGAAUUGUUUGCUAGUUCUGAGCCUGUGCCAGGAUUCCAGGGAGACACCCUGCAGUUAGCUUUCAUCGACCUCAGACAA